Messenger RNA from Acyrthosiphon pisum (pea aphid), 2150 nucleotides. RefSeq names its product zinc finger protein 214. Gene Ontology annotation, biological process: regulation of transcription by RNA polymerase II. Gene Ontology annotation, cellular component: nucleus. NCBI's taxonomy places the organism in Eukaryota, Metazoa, Arthropoda, Insecta, Hemiptera, Aphididae. The transcript is spliced from 4 exons. The record is from RefSeq and is a predicted model, not a curated record. Bases 296 to 1744 code for a protein of 482 amino acids. Gene Ontology annotation, molecular function: DNA-binding transcription factor activity; RNA polymerase II cis-regulatory region sequence-specific DNA binding; zinc ion binding.
UUAUACCUAUAGCUCAUUUGUAUUUUGCUUGUAAUUUAUUAUUUAUUAAUUUGUAUAUUUAUGUUAAUUAAGUUCUUUUACAUUAUAGUACCAUAAAACACUUAAACACGAGUUGAAAAUGUUCAACCUUUUUUUAAUGAAUAUUAUUGUUCAUUUUAAAUAAGUACCUAUGUAUAUUUUUACUUAUAUGAGUAUAAACACUAAUAGACUAUGGCAGUAACCCGAUGUUUAAUAAAUUAAUUUUUUCCAAUUAUGUGCAUUAGACCUAUCUAAAUACUAUAAAGAAUAUUUUAAUAUGGCUCCAUUAAUAAUUGAUUUUGAAAAAGUGUGUCGAUUAUGUCUUCGCGAAGAUGAUGGACAUAGUAAAAUGAUAUCAAUAUUUGAAGAACCAGCUCUUGAAGAGACUAUAAGAAAUUGUGUGCAAAUCGAGGUGUUAUUAAAUCCUGAUGAACCGACUAAUAUAUGUACUAGUUGCAUAUUGAGUUUGGAUUCUUGGGGCAAAUUCAAAUUGCUCUGUGAUAACACCAAUGCAUUCUUACAGCAAUACAGACAGGAUAAGAACGAGUCUGACCUAGUGUUCAAUUCUGACAUAACAAACUUAGUACCAAUGGGAUUCACACCAUCUCAAAUGUCAGACUUGAGUAUCAGUUUUUUUGAAAGUGAUUCCUUAUGGAAUGGUUUAUCACAACCAUGGAAUGAAAGUGAUCUUAUAUCUACAGUUUCACCUGUCCCAAAAUAUAUGAAAAAAGUACAGCCACCUGAAGAUUUAAUUAAUGAUACCAUAUCUGGUAAAGAAUGUUUGGAUAUAGCCAUGAGUGUAUUAAGCAAAAGAGACACUAAUUUCACCCAAGCCAAUUGGUGGAAUCCCAAAGCUAUUUCUAUGAAAAAAAUACAAAAGGAAAAUGAAAAACCUAUUUUAAAGAAUGGAAUAUCAAUAUCAAUGACUAAAUAUAAUCGAUAUCAGCGUAAAACAUAUUCCUGUAAUGUCUGUUCAGAAAUAUUUACGAAAUUUAACGAUCUCAUUGUACAUGACUCAAGUGUGCACAUUGACAUGACCAAGAACUAUAGUUGCAAAAAGUGUGGAAAGCUGUUUUUGUCUGAAGAACGUCUAGAGAUACAUGAGAAUGUCCAUAGAGAAAAAUCCUUUGUUUGUCAAAUAUGUCAAAAGAAGUUUACUCAACAAAAGACUCUUGAUAUACAUUUGAAUGUUCAUAUUGGUUUAUACCCUUGUCAGAUAUGUGAUUUUAAAGCUCAGACAAUGUACAAUUUAAAAAUUCAUGAAAAUACUCAUUCAAAGGUCAAAGAGCAUCAUUGCCAGGAGUGUAAAAAGGAGUUUUCAACUGUAUCAUCAUUGCGUAGACACAAUCGUCUUGUUCAUCAAAAGUUAGUUUGGUUCCGUUGUGAUCAAUGUAAUUACUCUACAAGCCAGCCAUCAAAUAUAAAGUAUCACAAAUCUAUCCAUGAACCACAAAAUUGUAUUUGUGAUAAUUGUGGUGCACGUUUUAAAAACCGAGAUUUGUUCAUGGUACAUAGAAAAACACACGAAGAAGCAAAGUUGAGCUGCGCUCACUGCUUGAAACUAUUUAAAAAAAAGUCACAUCUCAAAGAACAUUUAAGCAGUUGCCGUGCACUAGAGCCUAGCAUAAAGAAAUUUAAAUGUGAUAUCUGCGAAAAAAACUUCACGAGAAUCAAAAAUUUGUGUGCUCACAAAAAUAAAUAUCAUCCAAUUAUUAAUGAAAUUUAAUAAUAAAAAAAAAAAAAAAUGUUUUUUUUUUAAUAUACAGGAUUACCAAGCAUCGUAAGUUAUUGUUUUAUAUACCUACAUUUUAAUUUACUUAAAUACUAAUUAAUUUAAAAUCAUUCCACUCAGUGGCGCAUUUAAGGGUGGGCGACGAGGGGGCAAUUUCCGCGGGGCGCCAAAUUAUUUAUUUAUUUUUAUUUUUUUAACUGAUAAGUGUAAUCUUUAUCUUUUUUAUAAUAUCUUUUAAAUUUCUACACAUAUUUCUAUAUAAUAUAUCAUAUAUAUAUAAUGUAUUUUGUUAAAUUGUCAUAAAAAAAAAAUUAAAUUCUAAAAUUAUAAUUUGUUUUAUUUGAUUAUAAAGGUUGAAUUUUUUAUUAGGAAUAAAUGGAGUGUUAAUGGUAAAAUAAAA